ACCAGGUGUCCUCUUCACUUCCUCCUCUCGCUACCCCACCUUACCCACCUCGCCGCAUCGCAUGGCGGCGCCGACACUCUUCCCUCCCCCACCCAUGGACGAAGGCAGCAGCGGCCCGCCCGCCCCCGCCCCGGCGACCCUGGACCUGGCACCGCCCCCACAGGAACCGGAGCCCCCACUCCUGCGGCGGCGUCCGCCCGUCCGGGUGACCUCGGAGUUCGACAGCGAGCGGCGGCUCUUCUCCCACCGUUUCUCCUGCCGCGUCCUCGACGGCCUCGCCAAGCUCCGCCUCCGCGUAAGCCACGCCGCCGGGGGAGGAGGGAUCGCCUGGGGCCCGCCCGAUUUCGCGCUCCUAGCGCGGAACUUCUCCGUCGUCGUCGACCCCGCGUCCCGCGGCGCCGUGCUGCGGGGCACCGCCGACCUCGCCGGCUCGCUGCGCCUGCGCGCCUCGCAUAACACCAAGGAGAAACAAGGAGAAGUGUCAGUUACUGCAAAUUUGGGAGAUUCACCAUGCAAGAUUGAAUUGUCAUCUCUGGUUCCUCCUAAUGGACUGCCAAAAGCAACUUUCUUCUUUCCAAAAGGUGAAGUUUCAAUAAAAGAGAAGAUAUUGGAUGAGGGUGACAGAAUUUUGUCAGUAAAUGGCCUAGUGAAGUCACAUGUUUUGAAUGGAGUUUGCACAGCUGUGUACAAUGAUAAUGCAGUGAACAUUAAAUACCGCUACAAGGAUGAUGAGAUAUCAUUUAUCCCCAGCAUCUCUUUACCAUCCAAUUCCCUAUCAUUCGCAUUCAAGCGCCAACUAACGCCAUCGGACAAGUUGAGUUAUUGGUACAAUUUCGACACAAACUACUGGGGUGCCACCUACAAGCACAAGGAAAAUAAGCAUCUCAAGUGGAAAGCUGGUUACGAGUCAGACAACAGGCUUGGAUAUGCAUCUCUUUGGGUUGGAGAUGCUGGCGGCAGUACAAAGGAGGUGCCUUUGAAGGCCAAAGUUCAUUUCACACUUAAAGUUCCUCAGGACAACGUACAGAAUUCUGUUGUAUUGGUUCACGUGAAGAAAAGAUGGGAUUUUUAGGUUCUACCCAUGUAAGCAUGUGCGCACAGAUAAAACAGAGAACCAACAGGGAACUGGAAUGCAUGUAAAUUUGUUCUGUCCAGCUAAUUUGUUACAUGCAGAUGCCAUGAAUAAAUUAUGUGAUGUUUUUUCCAGUCACAUU
Molecule: messenger RNA, 1214 nt
Organism: Panicum hallii
Lineage: Eukaryota; Viridiplantae; Streptophyta; Magnoliopsida; Poales; Poaceae
Product: outer envelope pore protein 37, chloroplastic-like
Exons: 6
Coding region: 62-1072 (336 amino acids)
Biological process (GO): monoatomic cation transport
Cellular component (GO): chloroplast outer membrane
Molecular function (GO): monoatomic ion channel activity
Source: RefSeq, a predicted model, not a curated record